AGGAGCUGCGGCAGCAAGGCUUGCAGGAGUGGCUAACGGCUGACCUGCAGCUGACCAUGGGUGCAGUAAUUGUGGAAGAAAUGAGGGUGGCUGUGGAAGCAGCCACUGGAUUCAGGUGUUCGGCUGGGAUUUCGCACAACAAGACGCUGGCAAAGCUUGCCUGUGGGUUGAACAAGCCCAACCGCCAGACGCUCGUAUCUUUGCGAUUUGUCCCGCAGCUCUUCAGCCAGCUGCCCGUCGGCAACAUCCGUAACCUGGGAGGCAAGCUUGGCACUGCCAUCACAGACAUACUCGGAGUGGAGUACAUCGGAGAGCUGACACAGUUCAGUGAGACAGAGCUCCAAACUCACUUCGGAGACAAAACUGGGUCCUGGCUCUACGACUUAUGCAGAGGAAUUGAGGAGGAACCUGUCAAAAACCGGUACCUGCCCCAGUCCAUCGGCUGCAGCAAGAACUUCCCUGGGAGGACAGCCCUGGCCACGCAGAAGGAGGUGCAGCACUGGCUCCUGCAGCUGGCCUUGGAGCUGGAAUCCAGACUGAUCAAGGACAGGAGCCAGAACCACCGAGUGGCCAAGCAGCUGAUGGUGGUCAUCCGCAUGCAGGGGGACACCCGGGUGUCGCGCUUCUGCGCUCUGUCCCGCUACGACGCCCAGAAGAUGUGCAGCGAUGCCUUUGCCCUCAUCCAAAGCUGCAACGUGGCUGGGGCUCACCAGGCGGCCUGGUCUCCACCACUCCUAUCGGUGCUACUCUCAGCAAGCAAGUUCUCGGAGCCUGCCACGCUCCUCUCUGCAGGCAUCGCUGCCUUUCUGACGAGCGAUACCCAGCCCGAGGGCACCGCCACCACCAGCCAAAACAGGCCCAGGGUGAAGUUCUUCAGGAGCCCGAGCAAAGAGCUUAGGCAGAAGCCAGCUAAUGCUAUUGAGUCCUUCUUCCAAAAGGUGGCAGAACGGCAGCAGGAACCAGCCAGCCUGCCCGCUGCGGAGCCAGCUGUGUCCGGCUCCCCGGAGCCACCAGAGAGGGAUGGCGUUGGACUUGCACCGGUGCGGCGUGACCCAGAGUCCCCUGUGAAGCGGAGUCCUGGAGAUGGGAGUCCUCCUUACAAAAGGCUUCCCUGUGAGCAGUUGCUGGCUGAUGCUACACAGACACCCUCCGCUCCACCCAGCUCCCGGACUCUGACAUUAGAGCCAGCUACCGAGGGAAACAAACAGAACUUGCCACCCUCUCCUGAGCUCACCCUGCUCCCUCCCGCCUCGCCGGGGGACCACCAGCGCUGCGAGAAGUGCGGCCAGCUCGUGCUGGUGUGGGAGUUCCCGGAGCACAUGGACUACCACUUUGCUCUGGAGCUGCAGAGCUCCUUCCUGGAGCCCAGCGCACCCACUGCUCCAGCAGCAGCUCCCAGCCCAAAGGCUGCAGCUUCUGCAUCUCCUGCCAAGCCGAAGAACAAGCCCAAGGCUCCAGCAGGAUCUGGUGCAAAACGACCCAGAGAAGGCGUGACGAGGACUUUAGAUUUUUUCUUCAAGCGUUUACCUCCUUAA
Messenger RNA from Eurypyga helias (sunbittern), 1535 nucleotides. It is a transcript of the gene POLH, whose product is annotated as polymerase (DNA directed), eta. Lineage: Eukaryota; Metazoa; Chordata; Aves; Eurypygiformes; Eurypygidae. Gene Ontology annotation, molecular function: DNA-directed DNA polymerase activity; damaged DNA binding. Gene Ontology annotation, biological process: response to radiation; error-prone translesion synthesis. The record is from RefSeq and is a predicted model, not a curated record. Gene Ontology annotation, cellular component: replication fork; site of double-strand break; nucleus.